CGGGAAAGAAUAAAAACGAAAAACAAGUCGACUGGUAAGGGAAAGAAGAGAACCCCACCUUUUUCAACGCACCUUUUUAGGGUUUUUCCUCCUCUCUUCUGACAGUAAUGGCGGAUUUUUUGUUCAGAGGAACCAUUUGCUGAAGCUCCCUUGUUUUUCUUCGUUUUCUCGACAACAAGCGCUGUGUUUUCUUUUGUUCUUCUUCGGGAGAAGAGAGAUGUCUUCUUCAGCUACAGUUCGAGUCGAGAAGGCCACGAGCGAUCUUCUGAUCGGUCCCGAUUGGACCAUGAAUAUGGAAAUUUGUGAUUCCAUCAAUUCCAGUUACGGGCAGGCAAAGGAUGUUAUUAAAGUCCUGAAAAAACGGUUGCAGAAUAAGAACCCAAAGGUUCAACUACUUGCUUUGACGCUUUUGGAAACAAUCAUAAAGAACUGUGGUGAUAACGUGCACUUUCAAAUUGCUGAAAGGAAUAUUCUACAGGAGAUGGUGAAGAUUGUAAAAAAGCAGAUGGAUAUGAAUGUGAGAGAUAAAAUAUUAGUCUUGCUAGACUCUUGGCAAGAAGCAUUUGGUGGACCUGGGGGGAAAUAUCCUCAAUAUUACUGGGCAUAUGAGGAAUUAAGGCGGUCUGGAGUAGAAUUUCCACAGCGUUCAUCAGAUGCGGCUCCUAUAUUUACACCACCUGUUACACAUCCAAUGCCAAGACAUAUUCAAGCAGGAUAUGGUAUGCCCAGCAAUACCACAAGAAGGCUUGAUGAAGCAAUGGCAUCUGAGGUAGAGAGUUUAAGUCUAUCAAACAUUGAUUCUAUGUGGAGCAUUAUGGAGCUUCUAACUGAGAUGCUGCAGGCAGUGAACCCAAAUGAUCGUGAGGCCCUAAAAGAUGAAGUGAUAGCUGAUCUUGUCAGCCGGUGCCACUCCAACCAGAGAAGGCUCAUGCAGAUGUUAAAUUCAACUGUUGAUGAGGAGGUCCUAGGCCAAGGUCUUGCAUUAAAUGACAAUCUACAAAGUGUCCUUGCAAAACAUGAUUCUAUAGCUUCUGGUUCAUCCCUUCCAACUGAAGUAAAAGAAAACAGAUUCAGACCAUCUGAAGUAAGAGACACCAGUGCCGGACCACUUGAAAUAAGAGAUGCUGGUGUGAAACCAUCUGAAGUAAGAGAAACCAACCCUGGACAGCCAGAAUUAAGAGAUGCCAGCCCCAAACCAAACAUGAUAUCCUAUACACCGAUGGCAGCUGCAACAAAGGCCCAGCUUGAGGAAGAGGAAGAAGAGGAUGAUGACUUUGCCCAGUUAGCUCGCAGGCGUUCAAAAACUACAUCCGUACAUUCUCAAAGCACAUCUUCUGGCCUCCGUGAAAGUUCUACCUCAUUGAACAUGACCAAUGUUACAACCCCAUCAACACCAGUAGUCUCAACCCCCUCUCCAAGUAAGGAUUUGGCUCUACCAAAUCCACCUACAUCGAUCAGAACCACCACAAAGGAGCAAGAUAUGAUUGACCUUUUGAGCAUCACUUUGUCAACAACCUCAACCUCGCCCCAUACUCCUUUAACACUUCCAUCAGCGUCUAACCAUGACAUGCACCAAAUACCUGUUUCUCCCACGACACAAGGGUACCCAUAUGGACCGCAGAUUUACCCUGGAAACCAAGGGCAGGUAUCUUACAACAGUUAUGUUGUUCCUUGGGCCCAAGCUCAACCUCAGUUUCCCCAGUACUCGUCCAGCUAUCCUCCCCCACCAUGGGCAACAGCUCCUGCCGGUUCAGACCAGGGUCCUUCGACUACGCCUUACACAUAUAUGACCCCUCAUGCCAAUGCUGCUGCUAUUCAACUGCCCCUGCAGAUAACUAGGUCUUUGCAGCACUUCAACUCAUUCCCCUCAGUAGGAAGCAGCGGGUCAACUAUUCAAAAAGAAGCAAAGGUGAGCUCCACCCCAAGAAACUCAGCCUCUGUGGCUGAACAAAAACCAUUUAUUCCCUCGUACAGAUUGUUUGAAGAUCUCAAUGUUCUUGGGAAUGCGGACAGAGGGUUUAAGAAGACAACAAAUAACACAUCUCCCAGCUUAUCAGGCACGCCUGGGAAAAGUAUGGUGAAUGGGGGGAAGUAAAGCAUUCUAUGAUAUUCUUGUACUGCUGUAUACAUGUGAUCUCAUACAUAAUGUGUACGAUGUAUGUGAAAUGUGGUGUAUAUUUACUAUUUUAUAUUGAUCUGGAAUGUAUGAAAAUCAGUUACUUAAAUGCCUUUUGUAGCUUUAACCAGUGGUUAGCUGAAAAAGGUUGUAGUGUUACCGGAACAUAAUUUUAUAUUGAUCUGGAAUGUAUGAAAAUCAGUUACUUGAA
Messenger RNA from Nelumbo nucifera (sacred lotus), 2327 nucleotides. RefSeq names its product TOM1-like protein 6. NCBI's taxonomy places the organism in Eukaryota, Viridiplantae, Streptophyta, Magnoliopsida, Proteales, Nelumbonaceae. Gene Ontology annotation, biological process: protein transport to vacuole involved in ubiquitin-dependent protein catabolic process via the multivesicular body sorting pathway. The record is from RefSeq and is a predicted model, not a curated record. Gene Ontology annotation, molecular function: ubiquitin binding; phosphatidylinositol binding.